AUGUAUCUGCUAGGGGUCAUGGAUCACCAUCGACGUCCUUCCAGAGAUGAUGAUGAUUAUUCAGACACGGACCUCCUCCUCUCCGACUUGGGAAGAGCGAACUCAGAUGAUGAGAGCCUCGACACAGAGGCUGCUGCUGCCAAGUUCGCUGGAGAUGUAGACCAGCAGUCCGACGCGUCAUUCAAUUCCGAAGAUGCUUUUCACAUGAAGUCAUGGGAGCAGCAGUGGACAGAGGUCUUGAGGGAUCUUGCAGGGGGCAAAAUGCGGUGGAGUGAAGAUGUCGAGGGCGACGGUCAGGUUCUCGAACAGUAUAGAAAGGAGGCUCUGACGGGCCGCGAUGAUCGCGAGAGGGUCACGCCCACAUUUCUCCAUGUAUUGGCCAAGAAGCGGGAUACGGACGAUUUCGAAUCACUCUCUGAUCAGACCCUCACAAAGAUGAUUCAGUAUCUCCUCGAGAACCAAACGACCGUCCCAGAGGAGGAGGAGGUGGAGGAGGAGGAGGACAUCAGCCGGUCAAGGGAGGACCCAAUCUUGCGAGUGGCAAUGGAGUUUGACAACUUUCGGUUCAUCGACGCCAUCAAAGAGUGCACAAGACAAUGGUCGGGGAAACUGGCGGAGCUGCUGGACGCGACCGAUCAGGAUGGCAUGAAUUGCCUUCACUAUGUCUUCAAGAAGCAACUGCCAAAGGUUCUGCAAGUGUCCUCGAGGAUGAUGAGACAGGGCCCUGUCGCUGUGCCAAGAAGGCCAACUCUAGAGGAAACCUACCAGAUGAUUUGGCUCUUUCUUGAAACCGCAAAGCCAGAGACGCACGUGUCCCGAGACAAGGACGGCAAUCUUCCCCUGCAUUACGCCAUGGACUACAGAAACUGCCGGCCUCUGCGAAGGGAAUACCGGAGGAUGAUCCAAGGCUUCAUCGUCAGAACCGAGGAGUUUCUCGGAAAGGAGGCAGCUCAUCAGCUCAACAAGAGGCACCAGUCCCCUUAUCUCUAUUUUGUGCAGACGCGAGAGCAUUGGCUCAAGCAUCAAUCACCACCAUCAGCCGUCGCAAAAAAACCAGCAGCUGUGUCCUUGGGAAAAGGUCCGGACAUUGCAAUUCCAGAAGUCAAGACGAGAGACGGUGAUCAAGACCAAUCGGAGCAGGCCGCACAAGAACACAUCCAUCAGGGGGAUCCGAUGGCCAAGGCAGUAGGAAAAUCAAGGAGAGGAGUGGCGCGUCGACGUCUAGAUAAAAACUUGUACUUUGAUGCGUCACACCUCAGGGGCGCUCCAGUCCAGCAAGUGAUCGACUUGAUCGAGAAGCUCUCCAACGCCGGCGGAUUCGAGGAUACUCUAGCCUACGUCAACCUCCCAACUCUCAGCAUUCCUCCAGACGAGUCAGGUAGGAGAAGCGCCCACUCCAAAGAAGACACGAGGCAACAACGAGGAGAUGCGCUGGGCCGCAACGCCCUGGUCAAGGUGUUCGACAAGCUGGCGGCAGUCAAUGUUCGCCGCAUACUGCGGCUCCAUGUGGACGACGCAGACGAGGUGCCUCAUACCGAUGCCGCAAUCGAGCGAGCCAUCCGAGGCUGCGACUCAUGUUCUCCGGGCGAAGCCAAGAGGCAAGCCAUCGUGGUGGAGCUUUGGGACUGGAGGAAGCCAGACCUGAGCCUGGACGUCAUCUCGUUCGCAGCCCCCGAUGCCGCUCACAUCUCCCUCUACUGGAGCGGUAACCACACAGUCCUCAAGGCUUGGGCUUCUCAAGAGAUCAUCUCCAGGCACUCAGAGUCCAGGGGCAACCUGCAGAAGAUUACGCUCCAUGCAUCCCCUGGGUUCGAAAGCCGCAAGAGAGCGGUGAGAAUGAUCAAAGGCUUUGAAGACGAGGUCAGAACCCGCACGGAAGCAAAAGUCGAGGUCGUGAGUAAUUGGAACCCCGAGGAGACGACAUCCGGCCUCGAUGCAAACGGCAGCCCAGGCGCAUCGUACAUCGGGACAUCCGAAGGGCCUCCGGCGCAGACCUGGAUCGAUAACAUGGAGAACUUCCGAGCGGCUCUCAUGUCCAUCCAUCGGCUGCGCAAAAGUACCUGUAGCGAUCCAGUUCCUCGUGUCAAGGUUGCCCUGAUAGACGACGGCGUCGACCUCCUCAGCUUGGAAACACACGCCGUGGCCGAGGCCAUCACCGGAAUGAGCUACGUUCCCCCCGAGGGCAGGACGGAAAGGCCGUGGCAUCAGUCCACGGAAGGCCACGGCACGGUCAUGGCCAACAUGAUGAUGCGGCUCAACCCCUGGAUCUCCCUCGACGUGAUGAGGAUCCACGGCGAGACCAGCAGCGUCUCCGGGGGCAACAAGGUCCGCGUGAUCUUCGCCGACAGCGCCGCCGAGGCCAUCGAAGACGCCAUCACCCGCGAGGUCGACAUCAUCUCCAUGUCGUGGACGGUCCGCAACGUGGCAAGCAUCGCGCUCGGCAUGUCCGGCGGCUCAGGCACCGACGUAACUCACAGACAACAGCAACAGCAACAACGACAACAUCAAGGCAAGGCGUCGUCAUACGAAGUGGCGGUCCGGGCACUGCAUCGCGCAAUAGCACGCGCCAGGGACAGCAACAUCCUCAUGUUCUGCUCCGCGGCCGACGACAUCCAGCUCCUCGGCAGGGACUCGCUCCCCUUCUGCGUGGCGCCGAACCACAUCUUCCGCAUCGGAGCCUCGCUGCCGCUGGGCCAGAGAGACCCGGCGUCGGAAGAUGCCAGGAGCAUCAGCUACUUCUUCCCGGGGAACAAGGUGGCCGAGGCGACCAGCUGGCGACGGGGGCGGGGGGGGCGGACGCUGGAGCCUGUCGAAUACUACAACGGAUCCUCCGUGUCCACUGCCUUGGCCGCAGGGCUGGCGUCGGUCAUUCUUCAUUGCGUGAGGGUGGUGAGGGAGUACCGCGAGAGGAGGAAAACGUGCCAGGAGGAGGACGGGAGCAUGUUUGCCGAGUGGGAUGCCAAACUGCGAAGCCACGAAUCCAUGCGGGCAGCUUUUGACAACAUCAACAUCCCAGAGAACGAGGACAAGAAGUUCCUGCCCGUAUGGGGGCUGUUUGGGGAAGCCUCAAAGCAGAUCAUGGCCGCCGAAGACGAAGACGUCAAGAUGUCUCAGUUGGAGAAGUUGGUGGUGGAACUCUGUCGUAAGAUCUAG
Molecule: messenger RNA, 3153 nt
Organism: Trichoderma reesei QM6a
Lineage: Eukaryota; Fungi; Ascomycota; Sordariomycetes; Hypocreales; Hypocreaceae
Exons: 4
Coding region: 1-3153 (1050 amino acids)
Biological process (GO): proteolysis
Molecular function (GO): serine-type endopeptidase activity
Source: RefSeq, a predicted model, not a curated record